Molecule: messenger RNA, 1659 nt
Organism: Homarus americanus (American lobster)
Lineage: Eukaryota; Metazoa; Arthropoda; Malacostraca; Decapoda; Nephropidae
Exons: 8
Coding region: 46-1074 (342 amino acids)
Source: RefSeq, a predicted model, not a curated record
UUGAGCUGUGACCCCGUUGUGGGGCGAGCGUCCGCCAGCUCCAGAAUGGAUCCUGAAGUUGCUGCCACCAUUGAAGAGCUUGAGGCAGAAAUUAAGAGAAAUCAGGAAGAAAACAAAGAAAAGUGGAAAUAUAAUUGGUUCAAGGAUGCUACGGAUAUAAAUUUCUGGGAAUUUAAAUACAAGAAUAAGGAAAUCAUCACCUGGUUUGAGGUUUAUGAAGAUGAUACUACUUGGGAUCAUUUGGCAGACAAACUGGGACUGAUUUACCAGGAAAUAAAGAACUGUUGGAAGCACAAUGGAGGAUAUCCCACUAGAGCUGUACUGGGGAGACUUGAAGAAAAGGCUGAAAAGAAAGAUAUGACUCUAAGAGAGGUGUUGGAGGUUCUGGAAGAGCUUGGUCAACAUGAUGUCUUGGAUUGUGUACCAUGGGAAGAAGGCAUGAAAUUGUUCAAGAAGGGUACCCAAAAAAUUGAAGUCUUGACACAGGGUUCAGCUGAUGAGGGAGAGCCCACGAGUCCCAGGGUGUCACCAUCCCCAAGAGAAAAUCCGUCACGCAUAAUACUAGAUGCUAAGAUCUUGAUGGUGUUUGCUUCAGAUGCUAGAACUGAGGCUAUGAGGGUUGUACAUCAGCUGAGGAAUCCACUUACCUCGAGAGGAAAAGUUGGUGUGUUGUUGUUGACUGAUCCAGAUAAUUACAUAGUUGCUCGUCAGCUGACCAUUGAAGGUUGCAACAGUAUCCACAAGUGGUUUAAGCAGGUGAAUUUCGUGGUUCCCGUCCUGUCUCCAAAGUUCUUACUACAGAUUCAAAAUCGGGAUGAUGACAACACUAACAAGGAAGAGAAACUGUACAAUCGUUUUGUGUACCGCUUGUUGCUGGAUCAUUAUGUCAGCCGAGGCAGCAAAAACUUGAAGUGCCGACCGCUCUAUCCUGUGGAAUUUAGCCGUCAAGUGCUGCAGAGUGAGCUGGUCAAGGAUAAUGGUCUCUUGAUGAUGCUUUGGAAGUGUUCCUCAGAAGAGUCAGUUGAAGAGUUUGCUAAGAUAAUAACCAAUGAAGUACGCCAAAGAAGAAGGUGAAGACUCAUUGGGGCCGUGUUAGGGCCAGUACAGUAUAGUAUGUGUCUAGAUAGUUGUACAGUAUAAUAUAACAGAGACUAUAUGAAGAUUUUAUUGUAUAUCAAUAUUUAAAUAUAAUAUUGGUGUGUUAUCUAUACCCUUUAUAAACAUUAUCAUCAUAUGACAGUUGUAUCGGUCCGUAGCUCUUGCUCAGUUUGUUACUAGGCUGUCCUGUAUCUAGAUAAUUUGUACAGUACAGCAAAGUUUGUUGUAUGAUAUCUUCACCAAGAAUGUUACUAUAUUUUGCCUAUUUUGUUAUCAUGAUAAUAUUAAUGAUUAGAAACUCAGCUACAGUGAGUCUUCAUUGUUUGUUGGGGAUACACUCCACAGAACUAUGACACACAGCAAAAUGAUAAAGAAUGGCCUUCAUGAGUCCAUUGAUUUUCAUGUAAUGCCUGGAAGAUGUGUUCCAACAAUCAACGUAAGACUGUAUUUUACCUAAUUUUCCUCAUUAUUAUUACAAUAUAAUACAGUAAUAUGUUACAAAAUGCAUCAAUAUUGUACCUCACCUUCUACACCUAAGUUUGACAUAAAGGCUUAUAGAUC